AUGCUUCUCAGAACCGCUUCUUCCUUCUCUCUCCUCAACGCCAACGGCGACCAUAUACUCCCUCUGUUAAACUCUUCUUCUUCUUCUUCUUCUGGUAUUCCAUGCUAUUCCCAUGCCAAAAGCUUCGUUCCCUGCGCCACCAAGGGCUCCAACAACCGCCCCUUAACCGGCGUCGUUUUUGAACCGUUUGAAGAGGUCAAGAAGGAGCUCGACCUUGUCCCCACAGUCCCAGAAGCUUCCCUUGCUCGCCAGAAGUACACCGAUGAGUGCGAGUCUGCUAUCAACGAACAGAUCAAUGUGGAGUACAACGUUUCGUAUGUUUAUCAUGCGAUGUUUGCCUACUUCGACAGGGACAACGUUGCGCUUAAGGGUCUUGCCAAAUUCUUUAAAGUGUCAAGCGAGGAGGAAAGGGAGCAUGCUGAGAAAUUGAUGGAAUAUCAGAACAAACGUGGUGGAAAAGUUAAGUUGCAAUCUAUUGUGAUGCCUCUUUCUGAGUUUGACCACGGGGAAAAGGGAGAUGCGUUAUAUGCAAUGGAACUUGCUCUGUCGUUGGAGAAACUGACAAAUGAGAAGCUUCUUAACUUGCACAGUGUUGCCUCAAAGAACAAUGAUGUGCAAUUGACAGAUUUUAUUGAAAGCCAAUUUUUAGGUGAACAGGUGGAAGCCAUUAAAAAAAUCUCUGAGUACGUUGCUCAGCUCAGAAGAGUUGGGAAAGGGCAUGGUGUGUGGCACUUUGAUCAAAUGCUGCUCCACGAUGAGGGAGUUGCUGCUUGA
Molecule: messenger RNA, 774 nt
Organism: Sphenostylis stenocarpa
Lineage: Eukaryota; Viridiplantae; Streptophyta; Magnoliopsida; Fabales; Fabaceae
Source: the annotation of a GenBank genome assembly